Pisolithus orientalis is the source of this 168-nucleotide messenger RNA. RefSeq lists its product as uncharacterized. Lineage: Eukaryota; Fungi; Basidiomycota; Agaricomycetes; Boletales; Pisolithaceae. The record is from RefSeq and is a predicted model, not a curated record. Gene Ontology annotation, molecular function: heme binding. The transcript has a single exon. The annotation marks the transcript as partial.
GGUAUCGAUACGCUGUUGCGUGUCCCACAAUCAGUACUUAAACGGAACAAUAAAAAGGGAGAUGGAUGGACAGCCAUCAACGGUGAGAUAUCCAACACUAUGGCCUACCUACUGUAUCACCCUGGCGGUGACAAGGAGCUUAUGCGGUUGGUUGGCCGAGAUGGAACC